Bactrocera dorsalis (oriental fruit fly) is the source of this 3399-nucleotide messenger RNA. RefSeq names its product matrix metalloproteinase-2 (gene Mmp2). Gene Ontology annotation, biological process: collagen catabolic process; proteolysis; extracellular matrix organization. Gene Ontology annotation, molecular function: metalloendopeptidase activity; zinc ion binding. The coding region runs from base 1143 to 3101 and encodes 652 amino acids. The transcript has 8 exons. The record is from RefSeq and is a predicted model, not a curated record. Gene Ontology annotation, cellular component: extracellular matrix. NCBI's taxonomy places the organism in Eukaryota, Metazoa, Arthropoda, Insecta, Diptera, Tephritidae.
ACAGUUUUCAGUUUCGAUUUAUACGCACGUCGCGUUGUGCCUCUGCAACUGUUUGUACUUCUGUGAACGUGUUUAUUUAUUAAUCAAUUUCUGGCACUCAUUAAUAUUGUAUAGAAAAAACGAAAUCAACGACAAUUCCUUUUAAUCGAACUCCCUGUUCACUUUCAUAAUCACAGCAAAUUUGAAUUCGACAUACUUACGCGGUUGGAGAACACCGUAAUUAUAUUAAUACAUACUUACAUAUACAUACAUACAUAUGUGUCCGCUAAUAACUAUAGUAUAACAACAAAAAAAUCGCUGUUCGAUGUGAAUGGAUGGGCAAAUAUCAAAUGCUUUAAAAUUAGAUAUUAAUUUCUGUGCGUUAUCGGCUCACUGCGACGACCUAAAUCGGCAGCUAGUUUCUUACACGAGUACAUUAGAUAAUGAACUGAACAGAAAGCAUACAAAUGCGAACCCUGAAUGUGUGCACUAAAUGUUUAUUGAAAAAUAAACAAAGAAUAAGAACACAUAACUAAUUGAAUGAAUAACAAUCCGCGGUGACGUCCAAAGUAGUGUUUGCUGCGAAUCCUUCACUUUGUGUUUCUUUAUGCCCCUCACUUCCAUUUCGCGGCACUGCGCAUGUGUUAAUUAUUUGGUGUCAAAGCGAAUGCUGACUAACGUUGGCCAUUUGCACAAAAAUCUGAAAAUAAUAAAUGUUGUGUUUUGUUUAUAAGUAUUAAAUAAUGUCAUUAUACAUCAUAAAUUAUACGAAAAUUAGAUUAUUAUUAAGUGCACAGAGUUCACAAGAAGUAAAAAUCACUUCGUCAUCCACAUUCAAAGCAAAUCUAAACAAAGUCUAUGAGUGAGUAAAUUCAGUGUAUGUAUAUGUGCGUUCAAGAUAAUAGUAUAUACAAAUGUAUGUAUGUGACGAGUUUUCCUAUUUUUCUUUGUUUAAACGGUCUUUAUUAAAAAUAUUAAAGUAAGUUUCGCAAUUUUCUUUGAAUAUAUAAUUGCGAUUAGAUUUGUUUAUUGACUAUUUGAAUUCCGUUAAAUAAAUUGUGCAUAAAUACGUACAUUCUGUAUACAUAAGUAUACGAAAUCAAGCCAACAGUUGUUCACAUCUCAGCACUGCCUUCGAAACACAACAAGUGUAUUAUAAAAAAAUGUUUCGAAAUUCAUCAAUUACUAUGCCGACUAUAAUCGCUUUGUUCGUAAUAAUGGCUGAGCUAAUUGCGGCGACGGAAGGCGUCCCGCGCUAUCAUCAGUAUGCCAACAAUGGCAAAUCAGCUGUUUCUGAGGAUACAGUGUACAAUUACCUAAUGGAGUUUGAUUAUCUACCUAAGUCGGACAUCGAGACGGGAGCGCUGAGGACCGAAGAGCAGCUGAAGGAUGCCAUACGGAAACUACAGCGCUUUGGCAACAUUCCGGCCACCGGUGAAAUAGAUGAAGCCACACAAAAACUGAUACACCGGCCUCGAUGUGGUGUGGGCGACAACACUCGAACAGCCAAUUUCUCGCCAGAUAAUCUACAAUACGGACAUCAUCGUAUGAAGCGCUACGUACUGCAGGGACCCAAAUGGGAUAAGACGGAUUUAACAUGGAGUUUGGUGAAUUGGACGAUGGAGGAUGCCCCACAGAUACGGCGAGCACUCACAGAAGCUCUUAGUGUGUGGGCCCACAGCUCCAAGUUGACUUUUAGGGAAGUGAGGAGCGACCAAGCCGAUAUCCAAGUGCUUUUUGCCCGCGGAGACCAUGGUGAUGGUUACAAAUUCGAUGGGCCUGGUAUGGUGCUUGCUCAUGCUUUUUACCCUGGAGUGGGGCGCGGCGGCGAUGCACAUUUUGACGCCGAUGAGAAAUGGCAUUUCACUAGAGGUGAAAGAGGCGAUUCAACAAACUUUCUCGGCGUUGCAGUUCACGAAUUUGGACACUCCUUGGGUCUCGGGCAUUCCUCUGACCAAAACGCUAUUAUGUAUCCAUGGUAUCAUGACAAUGAAGUUGAUAUUAAUCUUCCUGCUGACGAUCGCAAUGCCAUUCAACAGUUGUACGGCUCGAAAGAUAAGACAUGGGGACCCUUUAAACCUCCAACUCGACCAAAAACUCCACCGACAACAACAACUACAACCACAACCACUACACGGCGACCUCUAGUAUAUUACCCACAGAACCGACACAACGAACCUUAUGAUCCACGGCGAAGAUAUCCUUAUAACAACAAUCCACACCAACGUGAUCGGAAACUUCCAACCACAACGACUUAUAGACCACGUACUGACUCCCCUCCACAUCCCACCAGGACUUGGUAUCCACCUCCUCAACCAACUAAGCCAAAAAAAUUGAAACCCGAUACAUGUCACACUACUUACGAUGCCAUUUCGAUCAUACGUAGAGAAAUAUUCAUAUUUCGUGGACAGUUCCUAUGGCGGAUUGGUGAUCACGGCCUAUAUCCAGGAUACCCAACCUACACUCAUCGGCUGUGGGCUGAGUUGCCUAAGAACUUCUCCAAAGUUGAUGCAGUAUAUGAAAACAAAGAUCGAAAAAUUGUUUUCUUUAUUGGUCGUUAUUACUAUGUCUUCGAUUCAGUUACGUUAGUUAGUGGUUAUCCGCAGCCACUCACUUCUUUAGGUCUACCGCAAUCGCUUACCCACAUAGAUGCCGCUUUCGUGUGGGGCUACAAUAACCGCACUUAUCUCACCAGUGGUACUUUAUACUGGCGAUUAGAUGAAGAUACUGGGCGUGUAGAAUUAGACUAUCCUCGUGACAUGUCCAUUUGGCGUGGUAUUGGUUACAACAUAGACGCCGCAUUUAAGUAUACCAAUGGUAAGACCUAUUUCUUCAAAGGCUACGGCUACUGGGAGUUCAACGACGACUUAAUGGAAGUAGCGCACCCACGCCCGAAGCUCAGUGCACGCAAGUGGAUGCACUGUCCACGCCUCGUCAACGAAGUCGAUGAGGAGCAAACGUGGACAGCGCCACUCAUAUCCGAACGAAACGAAACAAUGGUUUACUAUUCACCUAGUAGCGGAGCUAGUUGGAAUUACGCCCAAAGAAGGAUGGUGUUCUGGAUUAGCCUUUUCCUGAUAUCGCAUCGGUUGUGGACAAAUAUAUCAUGGACUACAGUCUGACGUCUAUAAACGCAACGUUUACCAUUAUGAAUUUGAGUUUUAAAAGCAACGUAUUUUCAAAGUUUCCUGAUGUAUUAAAUGCGGUCUUAGUGAAAUACAUUGCGUCUUCAUACACCUAUACCAUAGCCAUUCAAACAAAAUCAUACAAUUAGUAAUUUGGUAUGUUACAAGUACCAUAUAUAGCAUAUCCGACUUGUCGUUAGAGGAAAAUAGUUUAUUUAUACUAAUUUUGAAGAAUUGAAAUUCUGUAAAUAAGAAUAAAUAUAAAUAAAUUCCGACUCACAAAUUGACAUUAGUA